Lutzomyia longipalpis is the source of this 1627-nucleotide messenger RNA. It is a transcript of the gene PCID2, whose product is annotated as PCI domain-containing protein 2 homolog. The record is from RefSeq and is a predicted model, not a curated record. The transcript is spliced from 4 exons. Lineage: Eukaryota; Metazoa; Arthropoda; Insecta; Diptera; Psychodidae. Gene Ontology annotation, cellular component: transcription export complex 2. Gene Ontology annotation, biological process: post-transcriptional tethering of RNA polymerase II gene DNA at nuclear periphery; transcription elongation by RNA polymerase II; poly(A)+ mRNA export from nucleus. Gene Ontology annotation, molecular function: double-stranded DNA binding; RNA binding. The coding region runs from base 343 to 1539 and encodes 398 amino acids.
GUGAUGAAUUAUAAUUCGUUAAAGAUAUUUUGACAUAGAAAUGUGUUGUUGAAUUUAUUUUUGUAUAAUUUUAGCGAUUUUAAUGUUGAAAAUGGUCGUUCAUUAAGGUGUGGGAGUGUAAAAUGUCGUUGGGAAUUCGAAAUUUUGAAAUCAUCGAUGAAAUACUCAUCGUUUUUUCGAGUCUGCGCGGAAAUAUUCUCAAAGUGUAUGAAUUGUUUUGAUUUUCCUGUCUACAUUUUUCCAGUUUUAUAAGAGAUUUUAUAAGGAUUUCGGUUUUAUAGCCUACUAGGACUUAGGGAUUCACGUAAAGGAAUUGAAAAGGAAUUUAAUGAACAUUUAAAAAUGAAUCUCAGAAGCUAUUUCAAUGGGAUUCAACGUUCUUUUGACUCGCAAGAUGGAUUUCUCCUUGGAGGUCUCAUCUCCCUGCAGGACCAGCACGUUCUCAGUAUGGAUCUCGUAAAUAUUGAUGUGGAUUUAAUGCUACUCAAUUCAUCUCGCCUUGAACCGCCACUAGAUGAGAUUGUGGGGCACCAUUUGAAUGCACUAAAGGAGCUACAGAAAACCCCAAGGAAUGUUCAUGAUGCCUACAAACAGCAAACAGGAUGCGUUCAGGGUGUUGUAAAACUUCUUCAGGCAUUAAAGGAAGAGAAUUGGUGCCUCCCAGUUAUGUAUGCAGCAUGUUUGGAUCUUAGACUGUUGGCACAAAAGUGUGAGGAGAGUGGAAAUAUUUCAAAGCCUGGAGAAAUUCUGGAAAAGGCUGCUGAAGGGCUAAUGGCUUGUUUUCGAGUUUGCACGGCAGAUAAUAGAUCAGCCGAUGAGGACACAAAGAGACAUGGCAUGUUGAAUUUGGUGAAUCAACUCUUCAAAGUCUACUUCAGGAUCAACAAACUCCAUCUAUGCAAGCCGCUCAUUCGUGCUAUUGAGAGUUCAGUCUUUAAGGACUCUUUCCCACUUGCAGAACAAAUCACGUACAAGUAUUUUGUGGGCAGGAAGGCAAUGUUUGAUUCGGAUUACAAAUGUGCCGAGGAAUAUCUCACGUUUGCUUUUGAAAUGUGCCCAAAGAUUUUCACAAAGAACAAAAGACUCAUCCUGAUCUACCUCGUACCCGUUAAAAUGCUCCUGGGGUACAUGCCAAAGCAGGAGAUUCUUAAAAUGUACGACGUAUUGCAGUUCUAUGAGUUGGCAUGUGCACUCCGUGAAGGGAAUGUGCGAAAAUUUGAUGAUGUGAUUGCAAAGCAUGAAGCAUUUUUUAUCAAAUUCGGCAUUUAUUUGUUAGUUGAGAAGCUUAAGAUCAUCGCAUAUAGGAAUUUAUUCAAGAAGGUCUACCUCAUUAAGCAGACACAUCAACUGGAUUUGCAGCAUUUUGUGCAGGCACUUGAGUUUGUUGGGAAGAGUGACAUUAAUAUGGAUGAGACACACUGUAUUUUGGCAAAUUUAAUCUAUGAAGGAAAAAUUAAGGGAUACCUUUCGUAUCAGCACAACAAAUUAGUUGUCUCGAAGCAAAAUCCCUUUCCCUCACUCACAGUGGCAACUACAUAAAGCUCGACACUGGGAGAUGUAUUCCCAAAUGGAUUUCUUCUAUGUACCAUCACCCAAGAGAGAACAUUAAAAGCUGUUAAGAUGAAAA